Elephantulus edwardii (Cape elephant shrew) is the source of this 2907-nucleotide messenger RNA. RefSeq names its product cadherin 24, type 2 (gene CDH24). Bases 253 to 2598 code for a protein of 781 amino acids. The transcript is spliced from 12 exons. Gene Ontology annotation, cellular component: plasma membrane; adherens junction; catenin complex. The record is from RefSeq and is a predicted model, not a curated record. Gene Ontology annotation, biological process: cell-cell junction assembly; cell morphogenesis; calcium-dependent cell-cell adhesion. Lineage: Eukaryota; Metazoa; Chordata; Mammalia; Macroscelidea; Macroscelididae. Gene Ontology annotation, molecular function: cadherin binding; calcium ion binding.
CCGGGGCCGCUCAGACCUGCAGCGGAGCCGCGGCGCCCGCUCAGAUCGGCUCUGGGCUGCGCCUCCCAGGACCCGGUGGCGGGCACAGGCGGGAGCGCGCCCGGGAAGGCUGGGUCCUCGGCACUGCCAGGUGUGGAUCCAUGGGGUAGCCCUAAUACAUCUGCCCUGCACCCAGCCAGCUCAUGGGCUGCCCAGCCUGGCCCAGCCUCAGUACCAGGGGCCAGUGAACAGCGCCCUGGCUGGAGCCCAAAUAUGUGGGGCCUGGUGAGGCUCAUGCUGGCUUGGCUGGGUGGCUGGGGCUGCAUGGGGCGCCUAGCAGCCCCAGCCCGAGCCUGGGCAAGGUACCAGCAUGGGCCUGGGCCAGGGCUACUGAGGACCCGAAGGAGCUGGGUCUGGAACCAAUUCUUUGUCAUUGAAGAAUAUGCCGGUCCGGAGCCUGUCCUCAUUGGCAAGCUGCACUCAGAUGUGGACAGAGGUGAGGGCCGCACCAAGUACCUACUGACCGGGGAGGGGGCAGGCACCGUCUUUGUGAUUGAUGAGGCCACAGGAAACAUCCAUGUUACCAAGAGCUUGGACCGGGAGGAGAAGGCACAGUAUGUGCUCCUGGCCCAGGCUGUGGACCGUGCCUCCAACCGACCCCUUGAGCCCCCAUCAGAAUUCAUCAUCAAGGUUCAAGACAUCAACGACAAUCCACCCAUCUUUCCCCUUGGGCCCUACCAUGCAACUGUGCCCGAGAUGUCCAAUGUUGGAACAUCAGUGAUUCAGGUGACAGCUCACGAUGCCGAUGACCCCAGCUAUGGAAACAGUGCCAAGCUGGUGUACACUGUGCUAGACGGACUGCCUUUCUUCUCUGUGGACCCCCAGACUGGAGUUGUGCGAACUGCCAUCCCCAACAUGGACCGGGAGACACAAGAGGAGUUCUUGGUGGUGAUCCAAGCCAAGGACAUGGGCGGCCACAUGGGGGGGCUGUCGGGCAGCACUACAGUGACUGUCACCCUCAGUGAUGUCAACGACAACCCCCCCAAGUUCCCUCAGAGCCUGUACCAGUUCUCUGUGGUCGAGACAGCUGGGCCAGGCACCCUAGUAGGUCGGCUGCGGGCCCAGGACCCAGACCUUGGAGACAACGCCCUAAUGGCAUACAGCAUCCUGGAUGGGGAGGGGUCUGAGGCUUUCAGCAUCAGCACAGACCCCCAGGGUCAAGAUGGACUCCUCACUGUGCGAAAGAGGCUAGACUUUGAGACACGUCACUCCUACUCCUUCCGUGUGGAAGCCACCAACACACUCAUUGACCCAGCAUACCUGCGGCGAGGACCCUUCAAGGAUGUGGCCUCAGUACGUGUGGCUGUGCAGGACGCCCCGGAGCCACCUGCCUUCACUCAGGCUGCCUACCACCUGUCAGUGCCUGAGAACAAGGCUCCCGGGACCCUGGUGGGCCAGGUGUCUGCUUCAGAUCUGGAUUCCCCAGCCAGUCCAAUCAGAUACUCCAUCCUUCCCCACUCGGAUCUGGAACGAUGCUUCUCCAUUGAGCCCGAAGACGGCACCAUCCGCACAGCAGUUUCCCUGGACCGUGAGGCUCGUGUCUGGCACAACCUCACUGUGCUGGCCACAGAGCUUGACAGCUCCGCGCAGGCCUCCCGGGUACAAGUGGCUGUCCAAACCCUGGAUGAAAAUGACAAUGCCCCCCAGCUGGCUGAGCCUUAUGACACCUUUGUGUGUGACUCUGCAGCUCCCGGCCAGCUGAUUCAGAUCAUUCGGGCUCUGGACAGAGACGAAAUUGGCAACAGUAGCCGUGUCUCCCUUCAAGGUCCUUUGGGCCCUGAUGCCAACUUCACUGUCCGUGAUAACCGAGAUGGCUCCGCCAGCUUGCUGCUGCCCUCCCGCCCUGCUCCACCCCGCCAGGCCCCCUACCUGGUUCCCAUAGAACUGUGGGACUGGGGACAACCAGCUCUGAGCAGCACAGCCACAGUGACAGUCAGUGUGUGCCGCUGUCGGCCGGACGGCUCUGUAGCGUCCUGCCGGCCUGAGGCGCAGCUCUCACCCACUGGACUCAGCACUGGGGCCCUGCUCGCCAUCGUCACCUGUGUGGGCACUUUGCUUGCCCUGGUGGUGCUCUUCAUGGCAUUAAGGCGGCAGAAGCAGGAAUCGCUGAUGGUGUUGGAGGAGGAGGAUGUCCGGGAGAACAUCAUCACCUAUGACGACGAAGGCGGUGGCGAGGAGGACACCGAGGCCUUUGACAUCACAGCCCUGCAAAACCCUGAUGGGGCGGCCCCUCCGGCGCCCGGCCCACCUGCGCGCCGCGACGUGCUGCCCCGCGCCCGGGCGCCGCGCCAGCCCAGGCCCCCAGGUCCAGCCGACGUGGCCCAGCUGCUGGCACUGCGGCUCCGCGAGGCGGAUGAGGACCCCAGCGUGCCGCCGUACGACUCGGUGCAGGUGUAUGGCUACGAGGGCCGAGGCUCCUCCUGCGGCUCUCUCAGCUCCCUGGGCUCCAGCAGCGAGGCUGGUGGAUCCCCGGGCCCUGCCGAGCCUCUGGAUGACUGGGGGCCGCUCUUCCGCACCCUGGCCGAGCUGUAUGGGGCCAAGGAGCCCCCGACCCCCUGAGAGCCGGCCCUGGCCCUGCCCGCCACGGUGGGGCAACCCGCACAGGCCCUAUGAGUGAGCCCCACGAGGUCCAGGCAGGCAGCAGCAGCCCAGGGGCCCCCAGGCUUCCCCAUCCCGGUGUCCCUCCACGCUCCUUCCCCAGAGCACCUUCCCCCUCACUCCUGAGUCCUCUGUCCAUCUCUCUGCAGGGAUCUCUCUCUCUCUCUGCGUGUGUCUCUGGCUCUGUUUGUGACAGCUCCUCUGAUGGGCCCUCGUCUGGGUCUCGGUUUUGUGGCUCUGAAUCUCUGUUUUCUCACUGUGAUUUCUCUC